CAGCACUAAUCCCACCGGUGGUUAAACUUUCCCCUCUCUCUCUCUCUCUCUCUUCUUUCCCUUCUUCCUUCCGGUCGGAUUUCUUCCAUUUAAAUCGUCCGACUCUUUCUCUCUCUGUCGUAUGAAAUUCCGUCGGCAUCGGCGACAAUGCCCUCCUCCGUCUCCCCCGCCACCUCAGCGAGCCGCCCCUCCACCGACCUGGUCGCCCGCCUCAGCUCCUCCGACCUCCAGGUCCAGCUCAAGGCCCUGAGGGACAUCAAGAACCAGAUCAUCGGCAACCGCACCAAGAAGCUCACCUUCAUCAAGCUCGGCGCUGUCCCCGCCGUCGCCUCCGUCCUCGCCGACGCCUUCGAUGCCGCCUCCUGCUGCGCCUCCUCCUCCGACCUCGUCGUCCAGUCUGCUGCCGCGCUUGGCAGCUUCGCCUGCGGUGUCGAUGCUGGAGUCCGAGCUGUCAUCGACGCCGGUGCAUUGCCUUACUUCGUCCGGCUCCUCUCCAGCUCCGAUGAGAAGGUCGUUGAUUCUGGUGCGCGGUCGUUGAAAAUGAUUUACCAAUCUAAACUUGCUCCAAAGUAUGAUUUUUCAGAGAAGGUGAACAUGGACUUUCUGCUUUCCCUGCUAAAUAGCGAAAACGAGAAUGUUAAUGGACUUGGUGCUGGCAUCAUCACACAUUCAUGUGAGACAAGUGCAGAGCAGAAGGUGCUUUGUGAUAACGGGGUUUUAUUGAAGCUGAUAGACUUCCUUGAAGGUUCUAUAAGUCAGAGGGAUGCCAGUUUGGAGUCUCUAGCCUCAGUGAUGAAGGAUAAUACUGAAGUUACUUCCAAGUUUGUGGAAUAUGAAGGAGGAAGAGCUUUGAACCUCUUAGUCAAACUUACCAGUGAGAGGUCCACGCGUACGAGGUUGCUUGCAUGUGCGUGCUUGAUCAUUAUAAGAAAUGUCUCUCCUGGCUAUCUCAAGGGUAAAGGAAUUGAAACCAAAUUGAUCUGUUAUUUGCUUGAGCUUCUGGAGGAACCUGGGCAAGUUGGAGAUGAAGCUUCUUUUACUCUGUCAAGUUUUAUCGAAGAUAAGGAAGAUUUGCAGAAACUGGCAUUUGAUGCAAAUGCCAUUGAUCUACUUUGCACUCACUUGCAAAAGGAUCUGUUACAACCCCAGCGAUUAGAAGGAAUAUUACUCGCUUUAGCUCAUAUAUGCUCAAGGUUGGAGGUCUGCCGGGCUAAAUUACUCCCUAUGCAGGCAUUUGAUUCGGUUAAUGAUGCACUACGCCAUGAUUGUGCUGAUGUACGUGCAGCAGCUUGUAUGUGUAUGAGAAGCGUCUCUCGGUCAGUCCAGAAUUUGAGUGCAGGGUUCUUCAUGAAUGAAAAGAUUGUUUUGCCUCUACUUCAACUUCUCCAUGAUCCGACUCUGUCUGUUCAGCUGGCAGCUCUUCGCGCAAUAAGCAACAUCGUAGUUGAUUUUAGAACACGCAAGUCAAGUUUUGUGAGAUGGGGAGGGGUUAAGCAGCUUGUUCAGCUGUCAAUGUCAAUGAAUCCAUCAAUCAGGUCAAAUUCUUUAUGGGCUCUAAAAAACUUGACUUUCGAUGCUGACAACAAAUGUAAAGAAGGGGUUUAUGGAGAGCUCACAGCAUCCUCACUGGCAAGCCUCAUUGGUGAUCCGGAGCCCCCUGUCCAAGAACAAGCCCUAGCUCUUGUCCGCAAUCUCAUUGAUGGAAGUUUAGACUCCGUUCAGUAUGUAUUCGCAGAAGACAGCAUUGUGUUAGAUGCUGUUGGAAGGCAGUUGCAACGUGCUUCCACAGCUGAAGUUGGGAUGCAGGGAAUGUAUGUGCUGUGCAACGUUGCCAGUGGCGGGGAGGUUCAUAAAGAUGCAGUAAUGGACCAAUUGCUUCGCGACACAAAAAACAGCAGCUCACCAUUCAUAACACAGUUUCUGCAGAGCAACGAUAGUCGCCUACGAACAGCUUCUGUCUGGGUGGUUGUUAACUUAACUACCCCUUCCUGCCGAGGUGUGUCUAGUAGGAUCGGAAAACUGAGAAAUGCUGGCAUAAUUUCUCAGUUGAAGAACAUGGUCAACGAUCCCUGCCUCGAUGUAAAGCUUCGAGUAAGAACUAUACUUGGGCAGUAUAUGACUUUUGGUGACAGCUGAAGUUGGUUGUUCAAGGUCAUCCCCUUAUUAUACUGGGUCCUGCAUUCUCGACCUUGCUGUUGUAAGAUACUAUGCAGCUUCGACGACUUAAAACUGCCACUGUCGUGUUGAGGCUCAGCAAGUACCUUUCAGCUUCUUGGGUGUGUAGUGUAGCAGGCAGGGGAGCUCAUUUGUAUGUACAUCAAAUUCUCGGCUGUCUCCGUAUCACUGUCCGUUGGUGCAUUUUUGAUAAUUCUGGUGCUUCUAGAUUCUCAAGGCAAUCAGAUGCCGAUAAUCAGCUGUAUCAGUCUGUAGAUUUUGCUGGGGAAGCAUAUUCUGCUGUAAAAUUCAUGCCUUCCCCUUGAAAACAAGAGGGCUUUUACGUGUGAAAAAGAACUCAGAAUGUUCCUAUAGUUUCGUUCUUGUCGGAUAUAUAUAAAUAAGUUUCACGUC
Messenger RNA from Punica granatum (pomegranate), 2568 nucleotides. The record is from RefSeq and is a predicted model, not a curated record. Lineage: Eukaryota; Viridiplantae; Streptophyta; Magnoliopsida; Myrtales; Lythraceae.